Molecule: messenger RNA, 1176 nt
Organism: Psilocybe cubensis
Lineage: Eukaryota; Fungi; Basidiomycota; Agaricomycetes; Agaricales; Agrocybaceae
Exons: 5
Coding region: 1-1176 (391 amino acids)
Biological process (GO): DNA integration; DNA recombination
Molecular function (GO): DNA binding
Source: RefSeq, a predicted model, not a curated record
AUGUUUGCACCACAACCCAAUUCCUUCUUAGGACUCAAAAAUGUUCUUUCUACCACACACUCUGGGCAUGGUGACUACUAUAAUGACUUGGACAUUGACGCAGAUAUUGAAGGAGAGCAAGAAACAAUGCCGGAUUUAGAAGCAACUGAUGGGGAUAUUGCAUCAAAAAGUCCUGAUAGCGGCGGAGCGGCUGAACGUUUACUUUUAUGGAAGCAAAUAAUAGCAAGCAACGCCGAGGGUGUUACCGAAAAUACCCAUCGUGAAUAUAUUCGCCUCGCAGAUGCAUGUGUAAAAUUUCUUCUUGCAAAGCAGGUUAUAUAUGCCCGUGAAGAGUUUUUAUCAUCAAGUCCACACUGCAACUCGGAUGAAAUGAUUGCUGCAUGGAUUAUGAAUGACACCGGUUUGGAUGGCAAACCAGCAACUGGACCAAGGGGUACCUACACACAUGCUCAGAAGAUGCGAGCUAGUAUGACAUAUAUUUUUGGACGUAUCUACGGAUUGGGAUCUCAGCCAUGGAAACAGGCUAGGUCUGAAAAAGGUGUUGUAUAUAUGGAAGGUAAUCCUUCUAUUUCUGAAAAGGUAUCAUCAUAUAUGGUCAGCCUUCGACGUCGUAAAGUUCAAGCAGGCGAAACAACCACAAGUGCUCGUGCUGUUAGUCCUGAGAUAAUGGCAAAGUUAUACGAUUUUAAUCACAGACCCAAAUAUGGAGAAAUCAGCAAUGAUGCAUCACAGCCAUCAAUUAACGGCAAUGAUAUCCAUCAAUGGGGUGGACCUCUCUGCCGAAAAGCACUGCAAGCAAUUUAUACACUUGCAUUUAUAUGCAUGCUUUGUGUGGACGAGGUUUUGAAGAUUCAAACAAAUCGUAUUACUUUUGCAGAAGGAAAAAUGAUUCUAACUCUACCAUUUCGAAAAACACACCAAUUCGGAGAAAUCAAGCCAUUUGUUCUUCAUAUCUUAUCAGACGAUGAAGCAUAUCUGUGUCCUGUACGGGCCGUAAGCGAAUGGAUCAAUGCUAGCAAAAUUAAUACCGGAUAUUUGUUCCGAAGAAUGGCUUCUGGUGACCGUCCGGUAUCAAACAACUCUCCUAUGACAUCCGAACAGUUUCUUGAAAUGUUCCGGAAUAAUCUCCUUGAUAUUGGAGUUGAUUUUGCCCCGUAUGGCACCCAUUCAUUUUGA